AUGGAGCGAGCGUUUACAGAGGGCAAAAGGCUGGAGAAGCUCGAAGAUCGUCGUUCAGCGUGGUCACGCUCCUGCCGAGCGAGCUCUCCGGAAGAGGAAGAGAGAGCGCCAGCUUUGCUGUGCUCAGUGACGUGCCCCUAGGCGAGACACGCAGACCAAGGACGCCUAAUGCUCCGUUAGUUGGCAGGAAGUUCAGACGCACGCCUGUCUCUUCAGCCGGCUCGAGCCGUCUUUGAGAACGAACUCCGCCUCCGGCUCAAUCUCCUCGUUCUGUACCGCCGCCGUGAAAUGA
Molecule: messenger RNA, 292 nt
Organism: Caenorhabditis auriculariae
Lineage: Eukaryota; Metazoa; Nematoda; Chromadorea; Rhabditida; Rhabditidae
Source: the annotation of a GenBank genome assembly